Messenger RNA from Cephus cinctus (wheat stem sawfly), 3497 nucleotides. Its product is annotated as paramyosin, long form. Gene Ontology annotation, cellular component: cytoskeleton; myosin complex; cytoplasm. The coding region runs from base 216 to 2849 and encodes 877 amino acids. Gene Ontology annotation, biological process: peptidyl-threonine phosphorylation; actomyosin structure organization. NCBI's taxonomy places the organism in Eukaryota, Metazoa, Arthropoda, Insecta, Hymenoptera, Cephidae. The transcript has 16 exons. The record is from RefSeq and is a predicted model, not a curated record. Gene Ontology annotation, molecular function: protein serine/threonine kinase activity.
CGACGGGUCGCGCACUACGAGUAGGGCGCUGGUCGGCUCCGAAACCCAAGACACGACAGAGGCGACUGAUACCAAGGCCAGGAUAGACCGGACUUCGAAAAUAUCUGGAGAACCCGAAUACGAAACGCGAAGUGCACAGUAAUCGUGCUUAGAAGGGAGGAAUUUGUAUAAUUAAGUGAAGAUCGUACAAUCGCUCGUCUCCGUUGAAGAUCAUCAUGUCCUCCUCAGCGGUCGCCAAAAGUUCCAAGUACACGUACCGCUCGUCCGGUGGUGCAGGAUCUGCCGAUGUCAGCAUCGAGUACAGCGCCGACCUGAGCGCUCUCUCCAGGCUCGAGGACAAAAUCCGCCUCCUUCAGGAUGAUUUGGAGUCUGAGAGGGAGUUGCGUCAGAGGAUCGAACGCGAGCGCGCUGAUCUGAGCGUGCAAGUCAUCCAGCUGUCCGAACGCCUUGAAGAGGCCGAGGGUGGCGCCGAAUCUCAGUUCGAGAUCAACAGAAAGAGAGACACGGAGUUGGCUAAGCUUCGUAAGCUCCUCGAAGAUGUCCACCUCGAAAGUGAGGAGACCGCCCACCUUCUGCGCAAGAAGCACCAGGAAGUCGUGGUUGAUUUCCAAGAUCAGAUCGACCAGCUCUCCAAAGCUCGUGCUAGGGCCGAUAAGGAGAAGUCGAAAUUCCAACAGGAAGUGUACGAACUGCUCGCUCAGGUCGACAAUGUCACGAAGGAAAAGCUCCUGUCCAUGAAAACCGUUGAGAAACUCGAAGUUCACGUAUCUGAGCUUAACGUAAAGAUCGAGGAGCUGAACCGCACGAUCGUCGACAUCACCAGCCACAAGACUCGCCUCUCCCAGGAGAAUAUCGAGUUGACCAAGGAAGUCCAGGACCUUAAGGUGAAUAUCGAGAACGUCGUUUACCUGAAGUCUCAAAUCGCCGGACAACUCGAAGAUGCCCGCCGUCGUCUGGAGGACGAAGAACGUCGUCGUUCUUUGGUCGAGGCCUCCCUACACCAGGUUGAGGUCGAGCUGGAGUCCGUUCGCGUCCAGCUUGAAGAAGAAUCUGAGGCUCGUCUGGACCUCGAACGCCAGCUGGUUAAAGCCAAUGGUGAGGUCUCUGUAUGGAGGUCCAAGUACGAGACCGAAGCGAAUGCUCGUGCCGAGGAGGUUGAAGAACUGCGUCGCAAGUACGGCGCUCGCAUUCAGGAACAGGAAGAGCACAUCGAAACAUUAUUGGUCAAGAUCAAUAACCUUGAGAAGCAGAAGUCUCGCCUCCAGUCUGAGGUCGAGGUUCUGAUUAUUGAUCUCGAGAAGGCCAAUAGUACCGCGCGCGACCUCCAGAAGCGUGUUGAGCAGCUGGAGAAGAUCAACAUCGAGAUCAAGUCUCGUUUAGAAGAAACUGUUUCUCUCUACGAACAAAGUCAACGCGAUCUUCGCAACAAGCAGCAGGAACUUCAGCGCACCAAUGCUGAGCUGGACAAGACUCGCGAGAUGAAGGAUCAGCUGGCACGUGAAAACAAGAAGCUUGGAGAUGACCUGACCGAUGCCAAGAACCAACUGGCUGACAUGAACCGCAGACUCCACGAAUUGGAACUGGAGCUUCGUCGUCUGGAGAACGAGCGCGAGGAAUUGGCUGCCGCCUACAAGGAAGCUGAGGCUGGUCGCAAGGUCGAGGAGCAGCGCUCUCAGCGAUUGGCUGCUGAACUUAGCCAGUUCCGUCACGAGGCCGAACGUCGUCUGGCUGAGAAGGACGAAGAAAUCGAGGCCAUUCGCAAGCAGACUAGCAUCGAGAUUGAACAGCUGAAUGCUCGUGUUGUCGAGGCUGAGACGAAGUUGAAGACCGAAGUGCAGCGUAUAAAGAAGAAGCUGCAGAUCCAGAUCACCGAAUUGGAAUUGUCUCUAGAUGUUGCCAACAAGAAUAAUAUCGAUUUGCAGAAGACAAUCAAGAAGCAGUCCUUGACUCUGACCGAAUUGCAAGCUCACUACGAUGAGGUUCAACGUCAACUCCAGGUGACCCUGGACCAGUUGGGUAUCAGCCAGCGCCGUCUGCAAUCUCUGACUGUUGAGGUCGAGGAAAUUCGCGCCAAUUAUGAAUCUGCCCUUCGCGCGAAGAGGACCGUCGAGCAGCAGUAUGAGGAGUCUGUUAGCCGCAUCAACGAGUUGACCACCAUCAACGUGAACAUCGCCUCCUCCAGGGCCAAGCUCGAACAAGAACUUGCCACCCUCGCCGGCGACUACGAGGAAGUGACCAAGGAGUUGCGCAUCAGCGACGAAAGAUACCAGCGCGUCCAGACCGAGCUCAAGCACACGGUCGAGAUCCUCCACGAGGAGCAGGAACGUAUCGUAAAGAUCGAGGCCAUCAAGAAGUCCCUGGAAAUCGAAGUGAAGAACCUGUCCGUCCGCUUGGAGGAAGUAGAAGCCAACGCCAUCGUCGGAGGCAAGCGUAUCAUCAGCAAACUCGAAGCCAGGAUCCGUGACAUGGAACUUGAAUUGGACGAGGAGAAGCGCCGACACGCCGAGACCGUGAAGAUCCUCCGUAAGAAGGAACGCAACAUCAAGGAGGUCAUGAUCCAGGUUGAGGAAGACUCAAAGAACAUCGCCCUCCUCCAGGAGGCCCUAGACAAAUCGAACCAGAAGGUCAACAUCUACAAGAGGCAGCUCCAGGAACAGGAGGGCAUGUCCCAGCAGAGCGUGACGAGGGUGCGCCGAUUCCAACGCGAAUUGGAAGCCGCGGAAGACCGUGCCGACACCGCCGAGAGCAACUUGACCUUGAUCCGCGCCAAACACCGUAGCUUUGUCACCACCUCGACCGUGCCGGGAUCCCAGGUCUACCUUGUCCAGGAGACGAGGCAGGAUCUCUAAACCCCGUGACCACAUCAUCAUCCCAUGACGCUUGAAAAUGGCGCAUCGUCAUCGUCGCAAACAACGACCUUAUUUGGAUCGGAUUGGAUCGGACCAAAACUCUACGACUGUCAAAUUGAUGGGAGUACGUACGUAUACGUUUCGACUGUCAACAGGCACUCCGAAAACAAGCAGCGGAAAUGACGACGAAACACAUCACGACGAUUAAUUAUUACACAACAACAGCACGGGGAUUUGUUGACUAGCGGUUUCGUAAUUCGGCCAAUCAGCGCUCAUUACUACCAAGAACGAGAAGCAUUGUCACUGCUGGAGCUACCCGAUAUUUUACUACGCCAUUCGUAUUUUUGCGAAUUACGCAAAUUUAGCAAACUGUUUGGCUUACGAGACGCGGUACCCGUCAACGAACUAAAUGCAUUACUUAAGAUGAUUAAAAUAAAAUACUAUAUCAUUUUAAUUGUAAAAUCUAAGCCGAAAAGAACAUAUGCAUACGUCUAUUAUACGUACUUGUAUUUAAAUAAUUGUAAUUCUAUUCUAUUGUUAUAGAUAGGUACUAUUGCCCAUACACAACUCUCUCUCACUGUACGACAUACACAAUAACCUAUGUCAACUUUAAUUUAAUAAUAAACUGAAACGCGUACGUACGAUAGA